Molecule: messenger RNA, 492 nt
Organism: Polyodon spathula (Mississippi paddlefish)
Lineage: Eukaryota; Metazoa; Chordata; Actinopteri; Acipenseriformes; Polyodontidae
Product: TLC domain-containing protein 5-like
Exons: 2
Coding region: 188-487 (99 amino acids)
Source: RefSeq, a predicted model, not a curated record
UUGUUUACGGGCACUCUCCCCUCUCUUGGAGGUUCUGUUGUUGACGCUCUGUUGCCCGCAGUUACGCGCAGCUGUUGCCAAUGUGAGGGCGCAGGAAGGAGGCGGUUGCAGCGACAGCUCGUCCUUUAUUAGUCUUUGUGGGGAUAAUAUUAAUAACGCGGUCUGUGUAACGCAUCAGCAUGCGAAUAUGUGCCGGAGCGGGCCGAUUCGUGAUUCAGCUGCAACCACGGAGGAUCACAUCGAGGAGAUGACAUCGUUGAUUCUGCAGGUUGCCUGCAGCCUGAUUGGGUGGAUCUCGUUGUACGCCUCGCUCUGCGGUCUGAACGGUCGCCGUGGUUACGAGUGGAACUGCCGCCUGGUGACGCUGUUUCACGGGGUUCUGAUCGUAUGUCUGUCUGCCUACGUGGGAUUCAUUGAUGGCCCGUGGCCCUUCACAGACCCAGGUGAUUCAGUAAAGAGGCAUUUAGCCCAAACCUUGGGUACUUAAACUGU